Messenger RNA from Scomber scombrus (Atlantic mackerel), 1248 nucleotides. RefSeq names its product potassium inwardly rectifying channel subfamily J member 16a (gene kcnj16a). NCBI's taxonomy places the organism in Eukaryota, Metazoa, Chordata, Actinopteri, Scombriformes, Scombridae. Gene Ontology annotation, biological process: potassium ion import across plasma membrane; regulation of monoatomic ion transmembrane transport. Bases 1 to 1248 code for a protein of 415 amino acids. Gene Ontology annotation, cellular component: plasma membrane. The transcript has a single exon. Gene Ontology annotation, molecular function: inward rectifier potassium channel activity. The record is from RefSeq and is a predicted model, not a curated record.
AUGCAUAAACAAUAUAAAUCUGUGAGCCCAACUGAUGACAUCACAGUGAACACUGAGAAUGGACAUCUACCAAAGAAAAACCGAUAUGUGCGUAAAGAAGGACACUGUAACGUUGUGUUCCGCCAUGUUCCUGAGGAGUGGUUGCUCUUUGUGACUGACAUCUUCACCACUUUGGUGGAGAUCAGAUGGAGGGUGAUGUUCCUGAUCUUUGCCCUAUCCUACAUCCUGUCCUGGCUCUUCUUCGGGAUCCUCUACUGGGUCAUCGCUCUCGUUCAUGGUGACAUGAGAGACCCCACAAUUGACCCCUGCGUGUACGAGGUGCGUAGCUUCACUGCUGCUUUCCUUUUCUCUCUUGAAACUCAAACCACCAUUGGUUACGGUUUCAGGGGAAUGUCUGAGAACUGCAUGAUUGCCAUCAUCGUCGUCACCAUCCAAGACGUCGUCAGUUGCUUCAUCGACACCUUUGUGAUUGGAAUUGUUGUCGCCAAAAUGGCAUCUGCUAGAAAGAGGGCGCAGACUGUGGGCUUCAGUACCCGUGCCGUCAUCAACCUUCGUGAUGAUCACCUGUGUCUUUCCUGGAGAGUCGGUGACUUCCGCAGGCACCACCUGGUGGAGGGGACAGCUUGCGCUCAGUUAGUCCAUACCACCGUGCACACCACAGGGAAAAUGGACGUGACCUAUGAAGACCUGGCCAUCCAGCAGAAGGACAUCAUCCUGGUCACACCUACCACCGUCUGCCACAGGAUCGAGCCCAGCAGCCCUUUGUACAAGAUGAGUCUGGUAGAUCUGCGGAAAGCCAACUUUGAGCUGGUGGUUUCGUUCACGUACACAGAUGACUGCACAGGCAUGCUGCAUCAGACCCGUACGUCGUACACUCCACCUGAAAUCCUCUGGGGUCAGCUGUUCCAGGAGAUGAUCAGGGUCACCAAGAGGCACUACAGGGUGGACUACAUCCUGUUCAAUCAUACUGCAAAGGUCCUGGUGCCCGAGGUGAGCGCUGAGGACUACGACCACAAGAAGCAGCUGCGUCCCUCUCCUCGACAUUCCCCACGUCUUUCGCCCAGAUCUUCUCCACGGCCCUCACCGAGGUCACAUCGGAAAAACCAUGAAAAACUUCUGAAACCUCCAACGGUGAUGGUGGAAUUUGUUACCGACAGCCAACCUGAACCAACUGUUUCAACAUCUCAAGCUGACACACCUCAAAACACUUUGACUUUGCCAAAUGACCUCACGAGUAAAGAAAUGUAA